AUGUUGCGUUACAUUCUCGCUUCUGCCGUUUUGGCAGUUGCUGUUUUGGCAAAAGAGAGCCCAGAUCCAGAAGUCAACAUGACUGUCCCUCAAAUCAUCAACAGAUGGGGAUAUCCUUCUGAAAUUCACUAUGUUUUGACCAGUGAUGAUUACAAUUUGGAAAUCCAUCGCAUUCCUUACGGAAAGGGACAAUCCCCCGGAGGCAACAGACCUGUUGCUUUCCUUCAACAUGGGCUCGAAUGCUCUAGCUCAUCUUGGGUUACAAAUCUUCCUGAAUUUUCAUUAGCUUAUCUCUUGGCUGAUGCUGGAUACGAUGUGUGGCUUGGAAACAGUCGUGGUAAUCUCUAUGGUAUGACCUCUCCUUCUCUUGAUCCCAAGAAGCACGAAUUCUGGAAGUUCUCAUUCGAUCAAAUGAUCCAUUAUGAUAUUGAAGCUUCCAUUGAUUAUGUUUUGCAAAAGACAAACCAAAAACAAGUUUAUUACGUUGGACACUCCCAAGGAACUUUGAUUAUGUUCGGAAAGCUGGCUAGCAAGCCUAGCUUCGCCAGCAAGAUCAAGCAAUUCCAUGCUUUGGCUCCAAUCGGAACUGUUGCUAACAUCACUGGAUUCUUGAGAUACAUCGCUGACGAUCUUUAUCUCGAGACUGAGGUUCUUCUUGAACUCAUUGGAAGAGAUCAAUUCUUACCAGAAACCGGAUUCGUUCACACCAUCGAGAGAAAAUACUGUUACGAUCCUUUCGCUGAAGAGGCUUGUGAUAACGUUCUUUUCUCAAUCUGUGGUCCAAACAGUCAUCAACUCAAUGCCACUAGAACUGAAGUCUUCCUCGUCGACGAACCAGCAGGUACUUCAUCCCAAAACAUUCUUCACUGGGCUCAAAUGGUCCGUUCCGGCAAAGUUCAAAUGUAUGAUUAUGGAGAGAAAUACUUGAACGAGUUCCAUUAUGAAGGAAAGUCUACCCCACCUCUCUAUGACUACACUAAGAUCAAGAACGUUCCCAUUUACCUUUACUGGUCUGAUUACGAUUGGCUCGCUGAUGAGGCUGAUGUUCAAAACUACCUCUUGAAGGCCCUUAACCCUCAAUGGCUUAAACAAGUUGUUAAGCUCGAUGAUUUCAAUCAUUUGGACUUCAUCUGGGGAGAGAGAGCUGCUGGUGAAGUUUACAAGCCAUUGAUGCAAUGGAUGAAAGCCGCUUAA
Molecule: messenger RNA, 1194 nt
Organism: Auanema sp. JU1783
Lineage: Eukaryota; Metazoa; Nematoda; Chromadorea; Rhabditida; Rhabditidae
Source: the annotation of a GenBank genome assembly